AUGGCCUCAAUUUCUUCACACCAAUAUCCACUGGUGAAGCUACCACACCCUUUUUUGACCGCAUAUCGGAUCAAUGCUGUCUCAAAUACAAAUCCAGCCAAGCUCAAUUUGGCAUUCGACAGCCAACCUGCGAAUGGACGUCCUUUGCCUCAGCCUUUGCACCUCGAUUCUUUGACUUGGCGCGAGCUUUCCCUCAUUCCCGAAGCCCAACGACCGCCUAUCAAUGAUAAUACUGCUUGGGGUCGGGCACGUCGGAGUCCUGAGACUACAUUUGAAUGGUCUGGAGAUAGUGCGCCUUCUCUGGGCCAGAUUUGGAACGUGAUUCAUGGGAUCAACCUGUCACACCCGACAAACGAAUAUUUCCGGCUGCAUCUUCAAGGUUCUGGUAGCGAUAUUAUUCGAAGUGAGCUACUAUCCACUGGCCUAGCUAUUGUUCACCCAAAGCCCUUCCAACCCUGGUCCAAAGGGUCUGAGGAGUUUAAUGAGUUGUUGGUGCUCCGAAGUUCCUUCUGGCAGGGCGCCGCUUCUCCCCUGGGCCCUCGUCCGAUAUGGGCCCUGGGAGACGGUACAGAUGGUCCUGUGCGUGAAACGUUGGCAAACUACCCCAUUAUGCCAGAGAAUUACCAAAUGACAUCGAAGUUCCCUGCCGAGCCCGUAUAUACCCGGCAUCCGACACGUCGCCCCAAGCCGCACCCCGGGUCCAUUGCCUACAGCCGCUAUAUUCCUGAGAUAGAUGAACACUUUUCUCUCGAAGUGGUGGAUUGGCAAAACCCCGAGCAUUUGAAGACCUUCAAUAAAUGGCAAAAUGACCCACGCGUUGCCCAGGGAUGGAACGAGACUGGCACCUUGGAUGAGCAUCGCGAAUAUCUCUGCAAGUUACACUUCGAUCCUCAUGUGCUUUGUUUGUUCGGCCGUUUCAACGAUACACGCUUCUCCUACUAUGAGCUUUACUGGUCUAAGGAGGACCACUAUGGUGCGCACUAUGAUGCUGGUGACUACGAUCGCGGUCGCCAUUCUCUCGUCGGAGACUCUUCAUUCCGCGGCGCGAAACGGCUGCAUUCAUUACUGCUUUUUGGACGAUCCUCGAACCGCGAACGUGGUGGGAGAACCCAAAGCUGCGGGUCCGAUUAUUCUCUCUCCUACGAGAACGCCCAGGGUUUAACGAUUGGAAAAUACGUUGAUUUGGGUCAUAAACGAUCGGUUCAUUCUAUUGCAAGCAGGGAAAAGUGGUUCCAACUGUGCCCACUUUGGUGGGACGGCCGUGAGCGACCGCUCGAAUCGGCCGAUCGCGCUGCCUGGAAUGCUAAGCUGUAA
This is a messenger RNA of Penicillium cosmopolitanum, 1314 nucleotides long. Its product is annotated as GNAT family N-acetyltransferase. Bases 1 to 1314 code for a protein of 437 amino acids. Lineage: Eukaryota; Fungi; Ascomycota; Eurotiomycetes; Eurotiales; Aspergillaceae. Gene Ontology annotation, biological process: siderophore biosynthetic process. The transcript has 3 exons. The record is from RefSeq and is a predicted model, not a curated record.